AUGGAGGGACUUGUGUCAAUAGUGAUACUGGUGCAAACUUGUUAUUUCCCUGCCUUCGUCCUGCUUUUGUGGUUUAUGACUCUGGGAGAGGCAAGGAAGUCAUUUCUCAGUGUUCUGAAUAGAGCAAAGACUGAAAAACUAUUUUUCACAAAGAAUGAAGAAAUGGUCAUCAGAAGAUCAAGUUAGGCUAAGUGGCCAGACUCCAGCCAUCUCUUUUUGCAAUUAGAUGAUCUUAAACUGCUUCAAGUGGUGACUGUGAAAAACCUCAUGACAGGUGAAGAUGGAGACACAAAUUUGAACAUUCAACUAUGGGAUUCUGAAGGUAGGCAAGAAAGACUCAUUCAAGAGGUAAUGUUAAAGUCAAAGUGCCUAAACAAAGCAAAGAUGGUCUUCAAGGCAUUAAUGCGUAUUGACUGAAAUACCCUAGUGCUUAUUCUAUCAAAGUGUUUUGGUUGCAAUAUUGAAUUGCAGAUGUUUCAAACAGUAUGAAAGACUCCUUUGCCAGUAAUUCUUGGCAAAUUGGGUCAAUUACACAAUUUUUUUCUUAGGCCAUUUUAUGGAUUUCUUUGGACACAGAAUUUGGUGUUAAAAGAGGCACAAAUACGCUUUGGAUUUGUAAUGACCUACACAUGCCCAGGAGGAGUGGGGUCUAUUUCUUUGAUCUGCUUCUAGAUGGAGAUCUCAUUUUUUGCCAUUUUGAUAACUUCAACAUUAUUGGCCCUGAUAAUGAUACUUGCCAAUUCUUAUAUAUAUAGUAGGCUGUUAGGGUUAUCACGUACAUUUCAUGUUGCUGUUUCUAAAAUUGUAUCCAUAUUCCUUUUCAUCAUUCCAACAUCAGUUGGAAUAGUCCUCAAGUGUAGCAUUCCUGAAAAAGCAAACUUCCUGGAGGGAAUAAUUAGACCGAGUUUUAUUUUAAUGUUUGCAGGGAUUUAUUUGACUUUCAGAAUGUUUCUAGAUAACCUAGAGGAGCUUUCAUGGGAUGUCUUAGUUCCUGCUUUGGGUUUGUUAUUUGGGUACAACUUUGUUAAAAUUUUUGUGCUGCCUGUUCUUGUUUGUAAAAUUGUUGCUAUUGAAAGUGGGAUACCGUUUCUUAGCUCUGCCAUUAUUCAUUCUUUUUCACAGUCCAAGGCCGACUUAGCUUCUGUGGCUCCUUUUAUAGUGGCCAUGUAUUCUGGAUGUGAAAUGUUACUGAUCUUUCUGCUUUACAAGGCUAAGAAAAGAUGUAUUCUUAUCAUAGAAGAUAAAAGGAAAAAGAAAUCCCCUGGCCAAACUGCAUUACUGAAUUCCCACUCUGAAUGAGGUACUGUGGGAGAUUCCAAGAAUAUCAAAAAAUGAUGCCUGUUUUCAGUUCACUACAGACCAUUAAUGUACAGAAAUUCAGAGGAAGGUGCCCAUUUUUCAAACAUGUUGGUUUGGAAAUGUUUUAGAGAACUGGAUUUGAAUAGGACACUUUAUUGUCUCUUAAACGGGGACGAGCAAUAAGAAAAUAUUCCUUCUGUAGUGAUUGUGAUCUAUCCCAAGUAUUUAGGGAAGGGAUCUCCAUAGAAUAGGCGGACAGUAAAUGCUCACACAGUGAAUGAAUAUGUAAAUUCCUAUCUGGGUCUCUCAUUGGCUCAUCAGAAUCAGUACGUCUUAAAUGUAGCACCUCUGCUGUCCUAACUGUACUUACCUGGUCUUGCACAUCUCCCACUCAAGACAUUACCAUUUGCCCUGAAACACAGGGUCAUCUCUUCCUCUUCUCCUUUCUUCCUUCAUUCUUUC
This is a messenger RNA of Herpailurus yagouaroundi (jaguarundi), 1761 nucleotides long. RefSeq names its product solute carrier family 10 member 5 (gene SLC10A5). Gene Ontology annotation, cellular component: membrane. Lineage: Eukaryota; Metazoa; Chordata; Mammalia; Carnivora; Felidae. Gene Ontology annotation, biological process: bile acid and bile salt transport. Gene Ontology annotation, molecular function: bile acid:sodium symporter activity. The record is from RefSeq and is a predicted model, not a curated record.